CUUGAUUAUUCCGGGUUUAUCUCAGACAUAUUUUCUAAUUUGGAUCUGACUGUGGCUCUGCUGGAGACCGUCGGGGAUUGCGUGGCCUUUUGAAGCUGUCUCAACUCUCCCUUCAUUUCACCUCAUCUCGUCCUUUCCUGCUUCCCCAUCUUUCCCCCCUUACCCUGUCCUGUCCCGUCAUCCUUCUCAGCUAUGCUCGAUCCUCUGGCCAUGACGAUUCCUCUCGCUUAGCAAGUCAUUUUCUGCACGUACGCUCCCUACAGUUUCUCCCUUCUUGUCUGUGACCGCAAAUUCGCCGCCGUACCACGCAACCGAGCGGCCAAAGAUAAUGGCCAUCGCACGUUCAAUUCGGCGAACAAACCACAUUACCCUCAUCCUGGCCUCUAUCCUGGCCAUUGGAUUUCUCUUCUUUCUCCUCUCCCCUUCCUCUUCCUCUGCAUCCUCCGGCACCGCUGCCUCCUCACAACAACGACGCGACGAUGCUGCCCAGAACCCUCUGAGUCCACCAACGAAGCCUUUCUGGAAGUUUCAACCUUUACGUCACGAUGGGCAGAGGGCUCCUCCGCCCGUGGUGCACUAUAAUUUGAAUAAUCUCACGAGCACGGGCGAGGCUGUCGCGAACGGGGAGCGAGUUCUUAUCCUCACACCGCUGAGCCGGUUUUACCAGGGGUACUGGGAUAAUAUUGUCCGUCUCAACUACCCGCAUGAGUUGAUAUCCGUCGGGUUCAUUCUACCUCGGAACGCGGAGGGGGAUAAGGCGCUGGCGGCGUUGGAAAAGGCCAUCUCGAAGACACAAGCGGGGCCCAUCGAUAACCGGUUCGCCAGCAUCUCGAUCCUCCGUCAGGACUUCGAUGCGCCGAUCGUCUCGCAGGAUGAGAAGGAGCGGCAUAAGCUGGAGAAUCAGAAAGCCCGUCGCGAGUCAAUGGCGCGUGCCCGGAACAGUCUGCUCUUCACCACUCUGGGUCCCAGUACGUCCUGGGUGCUCUGGCUGGAUGGUGAUAUCGUCGAGACACCCACCUCCUUGAUCCAGGAUCUCACAUACCACGAUCGUCCGGUGAUCGUUCCCAAUUGCUAUCAGCGAUUCUACAAUACCGAAGCCAAGCAGAUGGACGUACGGCCUUACGAUUAUAAUUCGUGGGUCGACAGCGAGACGGCGGCUGGACUCGCGGAGGGCAUGGGCCCGGAUGAGAUUCUCCUCGAGGGAUACGCAGAGAUUCCUACUUAUCGAUCCCUGAUGGCUUACAUGGCCGACAGGUCCAAUCCGGAUCCCAAGCGGGUCGUCCAGCUGGAUGGCGUCGGCGGGACCGCCUUGAUGGUCAAGGCUGAAGUGCAUCGUGACGGUGCCAUGUUUCCAGCUUUCCCGUUUUAUCAUCUUGUCGAGACAGAGGGAUUUGCCAAGAUGGCACGACGACUGGGGUAUUCGAUCUUUGGGUUACCGGAUUAUUUUGUAUAUCACUAUAAUGAGUGAUGGCAUAUUACGAGUUACUUUGUAGACGGCUUUUUUGCCCGGUUUCUUUCUUGACAUGUUUUAUACUCUUUUCUCUGUUUUCUUGAUUGAGUCCGAUUUGGUGAUUGGGUUUAUGUUAUGCAUAUCUGCGCUGUGCGCUUUCUCUUCUUUUCUCUUCUGGUCUUUUACCUCCUUUUUCUAUAUGAUAGGUAGAUAAUACCUUUUUCGUUUCAGAGUUCAAGAAAGAAAGCUGGUUAUUUCGCCUUGUUAUUAUGCGGGGUGUCUUUGUCUGAUUGCAUUAAGAUGGGUUGUCUGUCUAUUACAAUCAAUACAUAGUAGAAAGAAUCGACAGCUGGUAAUGCUCUCUGCUUUCGAAUUUGCUAGCAGGUCGUUCGAGGACCUGAACCACGUACUG
Monascus purpureus is the source of this 1862-nucleotide messenger RNA. Lineage: Eukaryota; Fungi; Ascomycota; Eurotiomycetes; Eurotiales; Aspergillaceae. The record is from the annotation of a GenBank genome assembly.